CAGCACGCAGGGGGAUGCCUUGUUCGGCACCGUCUUCUCACCCACGUUCCUCUUGGGGUGGCGGGAGCCCAAGAACUUCCUCCUGCGUUUCAAGACCUUGGGUGGACGGGUGACAGCCAUGGGACCUUCUUGGACCUGCACCAAGCCCGCUGCAAAGCCAGUUACAGAUUUUACAGGAUUAAACUCAAAAGCGCUUGUGAAUGAGAGUUACUGGACAAUGGAUUUUCAGAUUCCUGGUGGUGUAGUUCCUGGGGAUGCAACGGUCACUUCGUCACAUACCAUCAGGUGUCAGACCCCGAUCACGGCUCCUGAAGGCUUUAUAGAAAGCAUUGGUUCAAUGUCUUCUACCAUGGUGGCUGUUUCUCUGCUCACUGGGGCACCAGUUUCCCUUGAGCUUGUGGUGCAGGAUGGAGACGAUACGCAGAUCUGGAACUACGUGGAUGUCGUUCCGGAUGGCGGCGAGACGUACUACAUGGAAUAUACUCCUCCCAGGACAGGGCACUUCAGUGCCUCAGUGAGGGCUUGGAACCUGCUCAACUAUACUGACCUAAUUGUGGGUGUCAGCGUCAUUCCGACGAUAUUAGAAGACGAGUGGGAGGUCGUUAGUGUCAUGCCGUGGGCUACACCUCCCGGAAAUGUAACCCUGACCCUCUCCUGCCUGGGAUCUGAUGAUCCGCCAUGGACUGCAAAUUCCUCUCUCACAGAUGGCACUGGAGGUGUUCAGCUAGUAGAGGUGGAUCCUGAUGAUCAAGCUACGGCAGGCUUCACCUUCUCCUCCAACUUCACCCUCACCCUUCCUCACCUUGCUGUUGGUAUCCACACUCUAACCGUCAACUUUUCCAACGAGGUUUCUUGGGUAACACUUCCAGUCACGGUGGACAUGAGAGAGGCCAUAGCAAACAUCUCUGCCAUCAUCGGCAUACUAGUGGAAGAGGGAGGGGUGCCUCUUCCACCAGGAGAGCUCGAUGGUCUACCAGUCAUACCCUCCAUGGUGCCUAUCGUGUUCUUCCCCACAGCUGUCAAAGGAAUUCCGUUGUAUUGGGGUCUCUUUGACGAGAACGAUGAUGCUUUAAACAUGACAGAGACCAAAGAUCAAACGCUCCAUUAUUAUUUCAAAAACGAAGGGUUGCGCAAUCUUACGGUGAAAGCCUACGCAGAGGCAGAGGGUUGGGUAGCAGCAGACCAGCCUCUGAAAUUCCAGGUGUUGAACAAGAUCCAAGGCCUCAGCAUCACUGACUACAACAUCAUCACCCCCGCCGGUCAGAGCAAAUUGUUCAGCGUGUCUUUGGAAGUGUUCCACCCCAUCACAUGCCUCAUUAUCGACUACAAUGACGGCUCCCCAGGGGAGGUGUACGGUGCAUCUUCGCUCUGCCAGACCAAGAAUUCUACAGCCGCUUACAUGGGCGGGCCCAUCACCAACCCCUUCAACCUCACCCACGUCUAUCAGCAAGAGAAUCUGUACAAUGUAACAGUGAUAAUGGAAGACCUGCUGAUAAUCCUGAGGCAGCGCCUGCCGGUGGUGGUUGCCAACCUGCCGUGCAAGGCCCCAAAGGUGUGGCUGCCAAAAAAUGUCUCCACACCGCUUGAAGCCCCCGUUGUUAUGCGAUCCCGGCCACUCAGAGUGACAGCCGAGGCCCACGUGGAGUGCAAUGGAACUGUAGCAACUAAAAAGUCAUGGACCGUCACCAAGGUGGAGGGGGAGGACGCCAAGCCCGUUCAAGAUAUCCUUGUGGAGGGAAUCUUGUCCUCGUGGAAUUUUUCCGAGCUCUCUGUUCCCGUCAGGUUCCUAGACUACGGCACGUACCUCUUCACAUAUCGGCUUCAGCUUCUGGCAUCAAAAAUUUUCCCUCUCUUCAGAACAACAUCUACAUACUACACGGUGACCAAGACUCCUCUGCAGGCAGUGAUCAUCAAGGGCGGCAUGUCCAAAAUUAGUUGCGGGUAUGCCAAAUCACUGGUGCUUGACCCCCACCAGUACUCCCAGGACCCAGACUGGCCGGACAUCAAGAACUUCACGUACACAUGGUUCUGUCGGAGUCUGACAGACCCUGGUCACCCCAUGGAUGCCGAGGGCCGCCCUACGGCAUACAACAUGCACGCCAUCCCGACACCAUUGGCCGCUGCCGGGAGCACUGGUGGUGGCUGUUUUGGAAAUGGACCAGGUACCCUCGAUUAUUCCUUGGGCCUCCUUAACCUCGACACCUCUUCCUUCACGCAUCCCGACAAGACCUACGAGAUACAAGUCAUGAUAAAGAAGGAUACGCGCUUCGCAGUGGCACGAGUGUUGGUUGAGGUCAUGAAGUUAAGCCCUCCAUCCAUCGACAUAAAGUGCGCUGAUCCCAAACUCUGCAUGCCAACCUUCGACGGUCUGCUGGUGAAUCCUUCUUCCAGAGUCGCCCUCCAAAGUGUGUGUUCUGACAACUGCCACAGUGACAUGCAGUACUCGUGGAACAUCACCACCUUUACAGGCGAGCCGGUAGUUGAGGAGGUGGACUGUUCAACGCCGUCCGUCACCACCCCUUCACCUGACGGAGAGGCCUCCCUGUCUCCUGAUCCGUGUCCACCAGUGGUGCCAACCGGGAAGUACAGCAAAGACAUUGCUGUAGGUAGCGGCCUCUUCCUGAUGAAUCCAGGUAUAGAGAAGUUUAAGCUGACCCUGACAGUGACUACGCCCUCUGGGGCAAGAGGAGAGUACGUCAUGACACUCGUUCUCAACAAGCCCCCGACGGGAGGCUCAUGUAACAUUAACCCAGCUGUAGGAUUUGCACUCAUCUACAAGUUCCACAUCGAGUGCUCAGGCUGGGCUGACCCAGAGGAAGCAGGCGUGGACCAGUACGUCUUCUUCAUGUACGUGGAAACCGACGGAGCACCUCUAAAGGAAACCAUCGUGUCUGCCACCAACCCUAAAGCCGACCUCAUAUUACCUGUCGGCAUAUUUACAAUCUACUGCGAAAUCUGGGAUAAAUUCGGAACAUACGUGGAGGUAGAAGUUGGAUCAGUAAUGGUACAGCUGCCGUCGGAGGAAGAUGUUAUGGCCUUUGCGACGACGGACCAGAUUGAGUACUUGACAGCCAUCGGGGACCAGUUUACGAUAGGCAUGAUGCUGAAGGCUCAAGCUUCAGUAAGGGAACACGCGCCGUGGCUCUCUCUCAACAUGGACACCUUGGGCAACCUCACCGCCGACGAAAUGGACAACAGACUAAAAAACGUGGCCAAGAUGAACACGGAGGCCUUGAAGGCAGCAGUCAACACGAUGACUGCAGGAAAUCUGGCCCAGCUGAACGUGAUGGCCGGCGUGAUGCGCACCGCCGUGGACGGUAUCGACAAAGCGGAAGCUGCUGCAAAGACUGUAGAUAUGGAGGCCAGGGAGACUGCCCUUGAGUUGCUAGAGACCAUGACGGAGAGCCUAGACAAGAUCGAGGUGACUUCACCGCAGGACCUGGUGCCCUUCUUGGCCUCUUCCCUCAGUGCAAUGGGAUCCAUCAUGAGCGGUGUCAGAAGAAUCAUCGAGGGCGAGAAUGUCACUAAUGUCCCCCCGACUGACACUGAGGCGGCAGUCAACUGGGACUACGAAACCGACAUUGGUGACGACCUGGACCUUGAAAUCCCGCUCAGCAAAACGGAAAUGCUUCAGCAAAACGUUAUUGACACGACAAGGAGAAAGGCCGAGCAACAGAUAAACCAGAUGAUGGAAAUGGUCCAAAAGAUUGGUCGAGCCAUGGAAAACCGAAGUGUGGAGGGAGAGGUCGUCUUAGCACAGGCACCCAACGGGGCUGCUAUGAUGGUAGCAAAGAUGUCUGAGGAGGUACUUAGAGCAGGAAUGAAGGUGGCGGUGACAAAAGGAGGUGGUAAUGUUCAGCUCCCAAGGGGAUUUUGUCCUUCCAGUUACCAAGGGAAGGAAGGCUGCAAUAGAAGUUUUUCUAUUACGGCUGUCGAGUGGCCGGGGAUCACACACUCCUACGCACCUACUUCUGAACAACUCUCCAAGAAGACUCGAGUCGUCAGCUUGGAUGUGUUCCUUGAAGGGGGCCUGGUGAAUGCCUUCAAUGUAAACGAUGGAAUCCUUAUUGAGAUUUUAAGAGGCGCGGAGCAACUGCCGGAGCCUGUGCUGGUGACGGGCACGGAGGCGCGCAGCAGGAUGGGUCCCCAGCCGCUUGUCUACCACAGCUUUAACGUGACAAACAAUAAUGCUGCCGUCAAUAUCGAAAUCUCUGUCAACGGUUCCAUGGGCCCCAGGCUGAUGGUGCUGAUAUGCCACAAGUCGCUGCCAACACCAACGAGCUAUGACGUUUUGAGACAUGUGGAGACCAUCCCUACCAACGAUUUGGGAGUACAUGACUUGUUCCUGGGAGGAAGCACCAUCAGAAACAGGACUGGGCGCUUCUUCUUGGCCAUGGCAGUUUUGAAGGAAGGCACAGAUGCAGCGGCGCUCAAUGCCGGGACCACCAACCUCACUUCCGACAUGCUGAGUUGGGAUGUGGACGGGACCUACUCUUUAAGAAUCUUUACCUCCGGCUGUUAUUUCUUCAACGAUACAGCACGUAGCUGGACCAAUAAUGGUUUGGAAGUCGUCAGUGCCACGUACCGAAAUACUCAGUGCAGAUCAUCGCAUCUUACAUCCUUUGGCUCCCGCUUCUUUCCGACUCCGAACUCCAUCAGAUUUGAUUUUAUAUUUGCUCACGCUGGCUUCCUGGACAACACAGCCAUCUAUGUGACCCUGGCCAUCACCGUCUGCCUUUUCCUGUGUCUUCUUGUGUGGGCGAAAAUAAAAGACAAAACUGAUAUUAAGAAGCGAGGAGUUGCGCCGCUGCCAGACAACAAUGUGAAGGACCGAUACCUCUACGAGAUAGUUGUCUACACCGGCAGCGACAAUGAGGCCUCCUGUGAAUCAAAAGUACAGAUCAUCCUGUCCGGAGAGUGCGGGGAGUCCGAGGUGAGGACUCUAGAGGACAAAGAGAGAAAAAUAUUUUGCAGGAAUGGAAUCGACUCGUUUGUAAUGGCCGAGCCGAGACCCCUAGGAGACCUGCAGUACCUAAGGAUUUGGCAUGACAACUCUGGGGAGGGUAUUUUCGCCUCGUGGCAGCUGGCCUUCGUAAGCGUGAGGGACCUGCAGACACAGCACAAAACUCUCUUUAUCGCAAACCGUUGGCUCGCUCUUGACCACGACGAUGGAGAGAUCGACGUCACCUUGUCCUCCUCGAGCAUGGAUGAACUGACCAACUUCAGUCACCUGUACGAAGCCAACAAGCAGCGGGGCAUAAAAGACAGACAUAUUUGGUUCUCUGUGUUCUUCAGGCCGCCAAGGUCUCGGUACACUCGUGUGGAGCGCACUGCAGUGUGUGCAGGCUUUGUCUACCUCUCGAUGUUAUGCAGUGCCAUGUGGUACUCCACCAUCCCUGAUGAACCGAUGGGUCAAGGCUUCUUCGUACUUGGGCCUUUCUCUUUGACUACUGAAAAGGCAUCAGUGGGCUUGGCUUCUCUUCUUGUGGUCUACCCAGUGAUCCAGCUCAUCAUUUGGCUGUACAGGACGUCACAGCCACGGGUGAAGCCAUACUCCAGAGCCUUCACCGCCAGGCAUGACCAGCAGCAGUGUCAAAGAGAAGAUGUGGGCCUGCCGCGAGAGGAACCUGAACAGCACACCAAAACCAAGCAUGUGUUGAGUCUGACCAACACCGACGAGAGGCAUGAGAGGCCAUUCGUGCUGGGGUGGUGGGGCCGCGCUCUGGCCUGGCUUUUGGUUCUGGCAGUGAUCGGCAUCUCCGUGUUCUUCGUGUGGGCCUACGCUCUCCAGUUUGGUGCUGAAAAGACGAGUCGCUGGCUCACUUCCCUUCUCGUAACAUUCCUCAUGUCCAUCCUGGUGGUGGAGCCUCUCAUGGUGUUGUUUGGCGCGGCGGUGACGGCCUCCUGCUGCAAGAGGAAGGAAUUCUGGGCGGUGGAUGCCGAUGACAUUGACUUCGAUGAAGUGGAGCCAGACCUUGAAAUGGACGAAGAGUGGCAGCAUCUUGAGUUUCGCUAAAGUCUGGAUUGAGAAGUGAUCAUGAGGACGGCGUGUGAGUUGUCUUCGGACAUUCAGCGAUGGCUGAAAAUUUGUCAUUGUGUAGCUGAGGGCGUGACUUGAAAGCAGUUUCCAGAUUACCACGCGCCCACGCUGACCACUCAGCCACCGCCUCCCCUAAGAAAGAAACUGCUCGACAUGUGAAAUUUACAAAGUGGUUUAGAUAACGUCUUUAAGAAUGAUGCAGUAGCCCCACAUGCUGACGAAAACACAUGACAACUCUUUAAAUGUACCUUUAUUUAUGU
Eriocheir sinensis (Chinese mitten crab) is the source of this 6300-nucleotide messenger RNA. RefSeq names its product polycystin family receptor for egg jelly-like. Gene Ontology annotation, molecular function: protein binding. Gene Ontology annotation, cellular component: membrane. The transcript is spliced from 44 exons. The coding region runs from base 119 to 6016 and encodes 1965 amino acids. The record is from RefSeq and is a predicted model, not a curated record. Lineage: Eukaryota; Metazoa; Arthropoda; Malacostraca; Decapoda; Varunidae. Gene Ontology annotation, biological process: kidney development.